Messenger RNA from Linum tenue, 441 nucleotides. The record is from the annotation of a GenBank genome assembly. NCBI's taxonomy places the organism in Eukaryota, Viridiplantae, Streptophyta, Magnoliopsida, Malpighiales, Linaceae.
AUGGUUAGUAGCAACAAAGCAUUGCUAUCAGCGGUAGCAUUGGCGACCAUAAUAUUGAUGGUUAUGGCACGUCCUUCUGUCCAGGCAUCGGUUUACAUCACCAAUCAAUUAACCAAAAAAGUACUGAUUGUGCACUGUCGAUCCAAAGACGGCGACCUCGGAGCCCAUGCGGUAGCAAAUGGGUCUACCAUCCACUGGAGCUUCGGGCCCAAUCUCUUUGGCGGGACACUUUUCUGGUGCAAACUCGCGGUCCAAAAUAAGCGUAUUUCUUUCGUGGCGUACGACGACGACAACGUUAAUACCGUCAGUGACUGGAUCGUUCUUGACGAUGGAGUUUAUGGGAGGCCCUAUCAACGUCCGACCUUUCUGAUGGCUGCAUGGACGCGACCGAAUAUAAGUACGUGGAUUUCUCGUGAUCAGGAGAGUGCCUUUACCAGCUGA